Metarhizium album ARSEF 1941 is the source of this 450-nucleotide messenger RNA. Its product is annotated as TBP-binding repressor protein. The record is from RefSeq and is a predicted model, not a curated record. NCBI's taxonomy places the organism in Eukaryota, Fungi, Ascomycota, Sordariomycetes, Hypocreales, Clavicipitaceae. The transcript has 4 exons. Gene Ontology annotation, cellular component: negative cofactor 2 complex. Bases 1 to 450 code for a protein of 149 amino acids. Gene Ontology annotation, biological process: negative regulation of transcription by RNA polymerase II; positive regulation of transcription by RNA polymerase II; RNA polymerase II preinitiation complex assembly. Gene Ontology annotation, molecular function: core promoter sequence-specific DNA binding; protein heterodimerization activity; general transcription initiation factor activity.
AUGCCUCCUCAGCCACGAUUGGAACGAUAUUGGGCCUUGGUAGAUUCAGGCCUCAGCAAUGACGACCUGUCGCUCCCCAAAGCCACUGUUCAGAAGAUUGUGGGUGAAAUCCUGCCACCCCAUGGCGGCAUAACUUUCGCAAAGGAAGCCAGGGAUCUCCUUAUCGAGUGCUGCGUGGAAUUCAUCACCCUCAUCUCGUCUGAAGCCAACGAAAUUUCCGAAAAGGAGGCCAAAAAGACGAUUGCUUGUGAUCACAUCACCAAGGCACUUGAGCUGCUUGGCUUUUCCGACUACGUGCCCGCCGUGCUCGAAGCUGCUGCCGAGCACAAGGAGGUGCAAAAGGGCCGCGAGAAGAAGGCGGACAAAUUCGCCAAUAGUGGCAUGUCCAUGGAGGAACUGGCGCGUUUGCAGGAAGAACAGUUCGCCCAGGCCAGACAGAGACAUGGAUAA